AUAACCUUGCGCUUUAAUUGUGUCAUGCUGUCUUUAACCACUAGAUGGCACUUGUUCACUCCAAUUAAUUUUGCCGGAUAUUCACGAAAAGGCCGAGAAAAACCGAAGUGCAACCCGGAAGCUUGUUUGUUACUGGUUGCUGUCAGCCCGUUGUUCGCGCGAUGUGUGCUGUCUGCUGCUUACCGAUGUGCGACUGUGUUGCCUUCACUUUUAUUUAAAACGGAAUAUGAGAUGAAUUGAUAACACGUUCCCCACGUACCGAAUUAAGACUGUUAAGGGCAGGAUGCAGUCCUCAAACCACAGACUACGAGAUAUGGAGCAGCACCACCCGCUGCUGUCGGCGGGUGCAGAUGUUGAGGCGGGGAGCCUGGGAGCCGGAGUGAUGGUUGGAGGUCCCCACUCGGGCCACACAGUGGGGAACCGCACACUGUGGUUCAUUCAGGACAGUUGUGGUAUGGUGUGUGCAGGCAUGACCUGGUUCCUGGUUCUGUAUGCUGAGUUUGUGGUGAACUUUGUCAUGCUACUGCCCGCCAAGAGCUUCUGGUACUCUCUACUGAAUGGAGCCACCUUCAACUCCCUGGCUGUGCUCGCACUGGCCUCGCACCUGCGCACCAUGCUGACUGACCCGGGUGCAGUUCCUAAAGGCAAUGCAACCAAGGAGUACAUGGAGAGCUUGCAGCUUAAGCCCGGUGAGGUCAUCUACAAGUGUCCAAAGUGUUGUAGCAUCAAACCUGAGAGGGCCCACCACUGCAGUAUUUGUAAACGGUGCAUCCGGAAGAUGGAUCAUCACUGUCCGUGGGUCAAUAACUGUGUGGGAGAAAAGAAUCAGAGAUACUUUGUGCUCUUUACUAUGUACAUUGCCUUGAUUUCUGCACAUGCCCUGGGUCUAAGUGGCAUGCAUUUCUUCACUUGUAUUAAAGUCCAGUGGAAUGAGUGCAGUGACUUCUCUCCAGGAGUGUCCGUGUUGCUGCUAAUCUUCCUCUGCCUUGAAGCCAUCCUCUUCCUCACUUUCACCGCUGUAAUGUUCGGUACGCAGAUCCACUCCAUUUGCAACGAUGAGACAGAGAUCGAACGUCUUAAAAAUGAGAAGCCGACGUGGGAGCGCCACAUGAGAUGGGAUGGGAUGAGAGCUGUGUUUGGGGGUCCGCCCUCACUCUUGUGGUGUAAUCCCUUCAUGGGUCUGCAGCUGCGGCGCCUGUUGCUGUUGAGUCACGGUCGCCGGGGCGGCUCAGAGUUUUCUGUUUGACAAUCUGGAUGAGCUGGCUGGGAGUCACGUGCUCUGUGGUAAAAACUGCAAUGGACUUCUCCCCGAGGCUGUCCCCAUCUGACGGGUAGACGGAUUACGGUGGAACCUCGGUGCGUCUGAACCGCCUCUCUGACUGUUGAGGACUCUACACCUUUGGCGAUGUUCUGCACAAGCAUCUUCAACAAUUGGACCGUUUAUCAAUACAUGAGUAACGCGUUGGGUUUUCUUUGUAAAGCAUGCUGUCUGGAACUCAAGAGACCAAAUUCAGCUCAUGCACUUUUAACAAGCAGCUCAAGGACUGUGCACAUCAAACAUUCAGAUGUUUUAAAGGGGCACGCUGCAGCGUAUCUUUUGUUAUGGUUGAGCCCAAAGCAUCACAGGCCCAAAUAGGGAGGACAGUGGACAUCAGAGAGCGUCCUGUCUGACGGAACAGCAACGAUAUGCAUGCAGAACAGCCCACUCGCUCUGUCUCAGGCUGGAAACGAGGCUUUCAUCAUCUUCAGAACUGAACAGGCUACUGUGAAUCAUGAGACUUCCUCUUAUUCAAGAGGACCCAGGUUUUAUUUCCCAUCUGUUCAUUUGCUUUGGGAGUUUUUGCUGCUUUGAGCAGAAAUGUUUUCUUCACAUGAGCCAUCAUUUUUAAUACAUGCCUAAUUCCUGCUGAAACAUCAUCAACUUCAUCUAGAGACUACUGUUAACCUAAGCCUUCAGCGGUUGUUUUUAUUUUAAUUCAUUUGCCGUUUACCCACUCCUACGUGCUGCUUAACAGCUUUGCUGCAUUUUUAGAACCACCAGAUGCCUCCCUUACAUUUUUGUAACAAGACAACUUUUUUUUUUUUUUCAUGUUUCCUAUUUGGGAAUUCGGAAGCCGCCUGUGGGUUUAAACAAGAAAUACGGGAGCGUUUGAAUGUUGCCUCAUUGCUUUUACACCCUGAAUCACGUUUGCAUGCACCUUUUUCACCUGUUUGCUGCAGCAACACCAAAAAAAAAGAGGAUUUGGGAACUUAACUGAUCUAUGGAUAAACCUGCAGGGUUUUCAAAAAUAUCAGCAGAUCCUUCAGGGCCAUUUUUUCUCUCCAUAGCGGGACAGGAGCUUCUCCUCAGUGUUAUCAAAGCAUUUUAAACCAUGCAGACUCUUGAAUCGGUUUUUGCUGUUCGUAAAUAAAAGAGCCUGGCUGCACCGGUAACUGCUGCUUUCUGAACAUAAGAUUUAAAGUCGAGUAUCUGGUAUGGCAACCUCAUAUUUUCUGCAAUUUGUACAGAAUUGUGUCUUUUUUUAAUGUGGUUGUAAGGAGAUGAGAAUCUCCACCGUUUACAAAACACAGUGAAACUGAAAGCUCUUGGGCUACAUGUGUUAGCAAACAUCCUGUCAUUUGAAUGUAUAACUGUCUAAUUUAGGACCAGAGCACUGAGCGCUUGCAUCACAUCAGGUGAUUUUUUUCAUUCUGGCCUCUAAAAAUGUUGCUGUAGUGAAAGAUUUUCAUCUUAAGCAUAUGUCAUCCAUCAAGUUUUUAAAUGACAACAAGCAAAAAUCAGCCAAUAUGCCCUGGAGGAAAUCACAUCACAUCCAGAUGUAUGUUUAAAAUGCAGGUAGUUUGACAUUUGUUUGGAAAGCUGUAUUGUUUUGCGAAUGCUUAAAUAUGAUGUUAAAUGAAGCAGCAGCUGGUUUUGUAAACCAUUGCAAAAUGACAUUCAGAUCUAACGAGGAAAAGUCCAGUUAACAAACGAUGUUUACUAGAUUAGAAGCCAACCUCCAAAGCAGGUCUUGGAGUAAUGAGGCUUACGUGGUUGUUUGUGUCUUGCUGAAAACAGAGUUAAAGAGGGACUGACACAUGUCAGUGGUGGGGCAGCAUGCUAUGUUUUUAACAGUAGGAGCGUCUUGUUUCAUGACUGAACUCGGACGCUGUUAAUGUCUCAAGAUGAGAUUCUGUUAUGAGGUGUGUGGUUUUACGUUCGUGUUCAGUCCAGAUGAGCAGUUGGAACAGAUUUAAUCCAUCAUGAUUUCUCGACCUGCUGCUGUGUGACAAAAAGAUUUGGUCACUGUGAUGAGACAGAUGUUGUGCAUAUGAAAAACGGUCAUAACACUAUGCUGUCAAAACUUUUUCUCACUAGUUUGUGGUUAAAGAGAAUUUACGCCGAAUGUUUGGGUUAAAGAGACUUUUUUUGUAAUGUACAGUAACAACGAUAGAUGUCCUAUUUAACUCUGCCAUGAACGGUUUCUUUAAGAACAAAAAUCUUUCAAUUUUAUAAAUAAAGUAUAAAGGUAACUAUUAAUGACAUGUUAAACUGAAUGUGUUGAGUUUAUUUUAUUUUAAAGUGUGUCAAAAUGUCAUUGUUAAUGUCAUUCUUUUACAUAAUAAACUUGAAUAAAUCAA
This is a messenger RNA of Nothobranchius furzeri (turquoise killifish), 3621 nucleotides long. RefSeq names its product zinc finger DHHC-type palmitoyltransferase 7 (gene zdhhc7). The record is from RefSeq and is a predicted model, not a curated record. Gene Ontology annotation, molecular function: protein-cysteine S-palmitoyltransferase activity. NCBI's taxonomy places the organism in Eukaryota, Metazoa, Chordata, Actinopteri, Cyprinodontiformes, Nothobranchiidae. Gene Ontology annotation, biological process: protein targeting to membrane; peptidyl-L-cysteine S-palmitoylation. Gene Ontology annotation, cellular component: Golgi apparatus; endoplasmic reticulum.